This is a messenger RNA of Daldinia caldariorum, 1633 nucleotides long. RefSeq lists its product as uncharacterized. The coding region runs from base 204 to 1538 and encodes 444 amino acids. The transcript has 6 exons. The record is from RefSeq and is a predicted model, not a curated record. Lineage: Eukaryota; Fungi; Ascomycota; Sordariomycetes; Xylariales; Hypoxylaceae.
UUUCUCCGAAUAGGUAGUUAAGAAGAGAAGAAGAGAAAAAAAAACAGUCUAAAGUCUAGCUUCCCUCCGUUCCGUGUGUCUUCGCUUGGCUAGUCGACUUCAAGUUCCCAGGUUCCUUCAAUAGUCCCGUCGCUCCCGUCCCUUUGUUUGCUUCGCUCCCCUUUCAAACUUGUCUCUCCUUACGACGACGACGACCACACAUCAUGUCUUCAGCCGCCCAACCUGCACCCGAUCCCGCGGCAGCAGAGGCAGCAGCCGCUGCCGCUGCCGCGGCCAUGCGCCAGUUCACCAUCGAAGCCUGGACCUUACUGUCAAUUGGUAUUCUCGUGACUAUACUUCGGACGUACGGCCGUAUAAAAGCCGUAGGACUUAAGCACCUACAAGCCGACGAUUACUUGGCUUGGAUUGGAGUGACCUUCUAUGCUGUCGAAACCAGUCUGGCCUAUUCGGUCGGUGCUGUCGCUCAGGGCUUGGCUAACAAUGGUAUGACGGACGAGCAACGUGCCGCGUUGUCGCCAGACAGUCAAGAAUACAAGACGAGGGUCACCGGCUCCCAGAUCCAGCUCGCAGGAUGGUCUUCUUACUCUGUGCUCCUCUGGUCCCUCAAGGCGUCCCUGUUGGUCUUCUACAUGAGAUUAACGGCUGGAUUGAACCGGACCUAUCUGAUUCGUAUCUACAUCGGGUUUGGACUGCUCAUCGCUAGCUUCAUGGUCGUAUUGUUGAACCUUUACUUGGGAUGCCGUCCAUUUCAUAAGAAUUGGCAGAUCUAUCCCGAUCCAGGAAAUGUCUGCCAGCCGGCCAUAUCUAAUCAAGUAAUCUGGGUGUAUCUGUCGAUGAAUGUAACGACCGACUUAUAUCUGAUUUCUAUCCCUGUCCCUAUGCUUUGGCAAUCCAGUUUGAAGCCCGCAAAGAAAUUUGGCUUAAUCGUUCUCUUCAGCGGCGGUCUCUUCGUCGUUGCUUGUGCUAUCCUACGUUGUGCUCUCAUCGUAACUGACCCGGUUAAUGGAGCUCAGCUCGCUGGAUCCUGGGCCGUUCGAGAGACGUUUGUUGCUGUGAUUACGACGAACCUACCUAUGGUCUUCCCUCUAAUCAAGCUGUGGCUUACUCCGAUUCUCGGCUCUCUAAUCACGACGGUGCGCUCGCAGCAGAAGCUGACGGACAAGGAAUCGAGAAGCGAUCUUCGCACGUUCGGCGGUGGAAGUCAUCAGAGUUGGCGACGACGCGGGCCCCCCACGGCCAACCCGAUCACGAACUUCACAUUUAACGAGAGCGAGGAACGGAUAGUGGACGACGUCAAGAUGCAAGAUCUAAAGGGCUGGACCGACACGAGCACCAACGGCAGCAGCCCUACCCGCAACAACAAUCACAACAUCCACAAACACGUGGAGGUGGAGGUCGUCAGUGAGGUGCGCGACGAGAGGGACAUGUCAGACACCCGACACCCGGCCAUCGGCGACGAGGAGAACCAGAUCCACGGGAACUACUCUUUCGCCAGAGGCCCCCAGAGAUCGAGUUUCACCGGCAACGGUCGGACGUAAAGAAAGAACGAACGAAAAAGAAAGAAAGGAUGAGAUACAGAAAUAAGGGAGGGACACGCGAAUACUAAUAUAUAUCCUGACGGACUCCCUCUUGG